Messenger RNA from Xyrichtys novacula (pearly razorfish), 825 nucleotides. Lineage: Eukaryota; Metazoa; Chordata; Actinopteri; Labriformes; Labridae. The record is from the annotation of a GenBank genome assembly.
AUGACAGCAGCCAGUCCUGUCUGCAGCCCUGCCUCCUCCCACUCUUCCCACUCUUCUUCACCUGCCUGCCUCCCAACAUGCCAUAGACACCUGAGGGAAGGCAAAUCCCUCAAGACUAAACUACACCUGCGAUCCGCACCCGGUGUGUGGCUUAUGCUGGGCGUAGCAGUGGUUUUGGUGGGGAUGGCUGUUGCAGUGGCGGGUUACGUUUCGGCGGCACCAAAGCCCGUGGGUGGCCGAGGCAGCACUCAUGUUGAGAGGAUGAAACUAGCGGGUCCUGUGGUGAUGGGAGUGGGCCUCUUCAUCUUCAUCUGUGCUGCCACGCUGCUGUAUGAGAACCGGGACCGUGAAGUCCUCAGACAGGAGAUACCCGACGACCUGGAGGAUCUGAAGGGAAGGAAUGGCUGGGAGGAUCUGCAGGAGCAGCCCAGCUUCAGCUGCCAGGAGCAGUGGGAGUGUGGCGAUGGAGAGCAGGGUUGUUGGGCCACUCCGGCCCACUCACGCCCUCUCUUAGACCAGAACUGUGGAGCUCUUCUUCCUCCUCCUCCGUUUGGCAGGAAUAGACAAAACAUCAGCAGCAGACUGUCUCCACCACCUCCUCCAGAUGCAGGAGGUAGAGAUAAAGAUGAAUACAGAGAGGAGGAGGAGGAGAAGGAGGGAAGAUCAACGCUUUUGGCUCGAGUUCUGCACCACCAGGAGCCAACUCCUCACCCUUCCUCCCCCUGCUUGUCCAUCUCCCACUCCUCUGUCUACUCAGACUCCUGCAACUCCAGUGAAAUCAACUUCAACAUACGGACAGACUCUCCUCUGCCGGCUCAACACUGA